AUGCACUGUACUAGUUACUUUGCUAUAAGCUUCUUUUCUGAACAAGAGCUCCGGAAAGUUGAAGAUGGAGACCAAUACAGUGCCUUGUCUGAACUCGAUGCUGAGGGCCUAAAGGAAAAGAAGAAAGACCAGGGCAAGAACUGCAGUACACUAGUGUACUCUGUCACUGACAUUCCACCAUGGUACCUCUGCAUCAUGCUAGGGAUUCAGCACUACCUGACAGCUCUGGGUGGUCUUGUAGCCAUCCCUCUGAUCCUGUCCAAAGAGCUUUGCCUGCAGCACGACCCCCUGACCCAGGGUCACCUGAUCAGCACCAUCUUCUUUGUCUCAGGAAUUUGUACCCUCCUUCAAGUCCUCUUUGGAGUCAGGUUGCCCAUUCUCCAAGGAGGGACUUUUGCGUUCUUGACUCCUACCCUUGCCAUGCUCUCCCUCCCUAACUGGAGAUGCCCUGCGUGGACGCAGAAUGCCAGCCAGGUGAAUGCUACUUCACCGGAGUUCAUCGAAGUCUGGCAGUCGAGGAUGCGAGAGCUGCAGGGAGCCAUCAUGGUCGCUUCCUGUUUCCAAAUCUUUGUUGGAUUUUCUGGCCUGAUUGGAUUUCUGAUGCGAUUCAUCGGUCCUUUGACCAUCGCCCCAACCAUAACCUUGGUUGCGCUGCCUCUCUUCAACUCUGCAGGAGAUGAGGCUGGCUCACACUGGGGCAUAUCAGCCAUGACCAUUUUCUUCAUAGUUCUGUUCUCUCAGUACCUGAAAAAUGUGCCUGUGCCACUGCCAUCUUACCAAGGAUCCAGGAAGUGCCACUUCUCUAAGGUCUACCUCUUCCAGAUCUUCCCCGUUCUUCUUGGCCUCGCCAUUACUUGGCUGAUAUGUUUUGCACUCACUGUUUCCAAUGCCUUCCCCUCGGACUCUGCAGUUUAUGGCUAUCUGGCUCGGACUGACAUCAAAGGAGAUGUUCUGUCCCAAGCACCCUGGUUCCGGUUCCCAUACCCAGGCCAAUGGGGAGUUCCAACAAUCAGUUUGGCUGGGAUAUUUGGCAUCAUAGCUGGAGUGAUUUCCUCUAUGGUGGAGUCGGUAGGCGAUUACUAUGCCUGCGCCCGACUGUCUGGUGCCCCGCCCCCUCCGAAGCAUGCUAUCAACCGUGGAAUUGGAGUUGAGGGAAUUGGCUGUCUUCUGGCUGGGGCGUGGGGAACAGGGAAUGGCACCACUUCUUACAGUGAGAACGUUGGAGCGCUGGGAAUCACCCGGGUAGGAAGUAGAAUAGUGAUCGUUGCUGGUGGCUGCGUGUUGCUUGUGAUAGGCAUGUUUGGGAAGAUCGGCGCUGUGUUUGCCAGCAUACCAACACCCCUGAUUGGAGGACUGCUCCUUGUGAUGUUUGGAAUCAUCACUGCUGUGGGAGUUUCCAAUUUGCAGUAUGUGGACAUGAACUCCUCAAGAAACCUGUUUAUCUUUGGAUUUUCUAUAUAUGCGGGUCUGGCAAUUCCCAACUGGGUAAACAAAAAUUCUCAAGUGCUAGAAACAGGAAUUCUCCAGCUAGACCAAGUGAUCCGAGUGCUCCUCACCACUGGCAUGUUUGUGGGUGGAUUCCUGGCGUUUAUCCUUGAUAACACGAUUCCAGGAAGCCAGGAAGAGCGAGGACUCUUAGCAUGGAAAGAGACCUGCCAGGAGGAGUGUGAUGAGGCGCGCGUUUUGGAAGUCUACGGUCUUCCAUUUGGGAUAGGCACCAAGUUCUGCACCUCUUCUUGGGUUCAGCACCUCCCAACUUGCCCCAAAAGGCUAUCUGGAUCCAAGAGAAAGGAAGAACCAAAGAGCCUCAAACAGGAAAACAGUUUCAAAAUAAGCUCAGAAAGAGAACCAGAGCUAGACAUUGAUACAAAGAUAUAAGCCCAUGGUUAGGAGGUGGACUCAUUUGCAAAGCACGUGCCAUGAAAACCAUGUUUACAGACAACCUGAUAGAGGUUGGAACAGGAGAAUAGGUGAUAAAACUUGUUUUCUAUUCCCUGCUCUGCCACUGACUCCUUAUGUGACCUUGAGUAAGUACCUCACCUCUUUCUGCCUCCAUUUAUCAAGAUGUAGCAAAAAAUAUACUGACUGGGGAACAGCCUGGCCAGAGGCCAUCAGCACUUAUGAAGGAGCUUGUUCCCCCCACCCCCCCACACACACCAGGGCCACCCAGAGGAUUCAG
Molecule: messenger RNA, 2179 nt
Organism: Trachemys scripta elegans
Lineage: Eukaryota; Metazoa; Chordata; Testudines; Emydidae
Product: solute carrier family 23 member 1-like
Exons: 12
Coding region: 1-1878 (625 amino acids)
Biological process (GO): transmembrane transport
Cellular component (GO): membrane
Molecular function (GO): transmembrane transporter activity
Source: RefSeq, a predicted model, not a curated record